AGAAGAAGUAGUAGAAGUAAACACUUGUUUCACGUGGAGGGAAAAAACAGUAAUGGCAGCGAAACUGGAGCGUUUUGUGAGUCCGGGGAAAGGAAACGGGCUCCGGGCCACAGCCGGGAUCAAUAGAGGAGAACUGGUGUAUUCUGCAGAGCCGCUGGCGUGCUGCGUGUCCAAAAAACUGCUGAGAGAAAUCUGUCAUCAGUGCUUCUCACGACGCAGCACAUUGUUGAGGUGCUCCCAGUGUAAGAUCGCCCGCUACUGUGACGUCACUUGUCAGAAACAAGCUUGGUGUGGUCAUAAAAGAGAGUGUAAAUGUUUACAGAGCAUCCUGCCAAGAAUUCCCACCGAUUCCGUGCGCCUGGCUGCAAGACUCAUUUUUGCUUUGUUGAGUCCAUCUAACAACACAAGUGAGGAACUCUACACCUUAGAGGAGCAUGAAUCCCACCUCCCUUCCAUGUCUGAGCAGAAGAAAGAGGGUUUGUCUCAGCUGGUGACCAUGUUACAGUUGUACCUCCAAGAGGAAAUGCCUGACUUCAUGCAAGAGAGAACAUCAGGGAUUCCAACUGCCUGCAGAGAACCCCUCAGCCUUAUCGCCAAGGUGACAUGCAAUUGUUUCACGAUUAGUGACGGUGAACUGCAAGAGAUUGGAGUUGGACUGUAUCCAAGUUUAUCUCUCUUAAACCAUGACUGUAGGCCAAACUGUGUGAUGGUGUUUGAGGGAACAAAACUCCAGCUGAGGGCUGUUCAGGAUAUCGCUGCAGAAGAGGAGCUAACUAUAAGUUACAUAGAGACGUCAGCAUUGACUGAAGAUCGGCAAAGACAGCUGGAGGACCAGUACCAUUUUACCUGUCACUGCCAGCAAUGUGACUCUGCAGACAAAGACAAAAUCAUGCUGUCAGGGGAAGAAGCCUCGUGGUGCUUGCUGAAGGAAACAUUACCCAGGCUGGAAGGACUGAACGCAGAGCAGAAUUGGCAGUCACUUUUAGAGAGCUGCAGGGACCUGUUUUCAACUGUCGGCAGUGCCGUCCCUGAUGAAAAUCUGUACAAACUGAAAACGACAGACAUGGCUUUAGAUGCCUGCAUUCACCUGGAACAGUGGGAGGAAGCUGUGCGAUAUGGGGAAAGAACACUGCCAGUAUACAACAGACUGUACUACCCUGAUCCCCAUCCAGUCCAUGGGAUCCAGCUGAUGAGAGUUGGAAAGUUGCAGCAUUAUCUGGACCGCAUCAAGGAUGCUUUAGAAACCUUCAAAAAGGCCUAUCGAAUCAUAACCCUCUCCCAUGGUGAUGAUCACCCCCUGACCUCUGACCUGCUGAGGAGGAUGAAAGAAUGCCAAAUUGAAAUGGAUCAUCAAACAAUGAGAAAUGACUAACCUACAGCAACAACAAUUCUGCUACAGGAAACUUAGAUGUGAUGCAGAGGUGGAUUUUAUAAAUGCUGACUUCUAAAACAUGAACAGCAUGCCCCCUCCAUUUAA
Thalassophryne amazonica is the source of this 1477-nucleotide messenger RNA. RefSeq names its product SET and MYND domain containing 3 (gene smyd3). The transcript is spliced from 12 exons. Bases 53 to 1372 code for a protein of 439 amino acids. Lineage: Eukaryota; Metazoa; Chordata; Actinopteri; Batrachoidiformes; Batrachoididae. The record is from RefSeq and is a predicted model, not a curated record. Gene Ontology annotation, molecular function: protein binding. Gene Ontology annotation, cellular component: nucleus.